UGGUCAGCUGGCUGCUGCAUGCGAGUGCAUCGGAAGGGUUAAGAUGGAGGCAUGUCAUCGGAGUUCGAUACUGCGGCGACGAUGUAUGUUCGGGGCAUCGAGGAACAGUUUUGCCAAUGUGUCACGUGGAGCUGAUGCGGCGACGAAUCAAGACAGCUGAGCUCGGGGAUAUGCUAAAUCAACUCGUUUUGCCUAUCGUCCAGACAUGUUCGACGGCAACAUGCCACAAGCAGCAUCUCUCCGAGAUCCGUAUGGGCCACAUCUUGUGCAGGUACCUGGGCAUCAGCUGCGCAUUUAGAGAGGCGACAGAAGAGUACACAGGCGCAUGUAAGGCAGCCACUCUCGGCGAUAGAAGCAUCGCAAUCACAAUACCCGUUAGUCACUUCUGAAUAUACACCAGGAAUUGCGUGCGUUGUGGCGGGUGAGAGGUUGUCUUCGGAUACAGGGAAAGUCGGGGUUCGGAGUU
This is a messenger RNA of Dacryopinax primogenitus, 466 nucleotides long. RefSeq lists its product as uncharacterized. The transcript has 2 exons. The record is from RefSeq and is a predicted model, not a curated record. Bases 117 to 389 code for a protein of 90 amino acids. NCBI's taxonomy places the organism in Eukaryota, Fungi, Basidiomycota, Dacrymycetes, Dacrymycetales, Dacrymycetaceae.